This is a messenger RNA of Canariomyces notabilis, 1745 nucleotides long. RefSeq lists its product as uncharacterized. Gene Ontology annotation, cellular component: endoplasmic reticulum. Bases 120 to 1664 code for a protein of 514 amino acids. The transcript has 2 exons. The record is from RefSeq and is a predicted model, not a curated record. Gene Ontology annotation, molecular function: ubiquitin binding. Lineage: Eukaryota; Fungi; Ascomycota; Sordariomycetes; Sordariales; Chaetomiaceae.
UAUUCGUAUACUGACUAUUAUCCGCGAAUCCACGCCCGGGGACAUGUUGGCCGAUUGACGCUUCCGCAUUUCCAUUGCCUGCUCGGAGAGGAUAGCAGUUGCCUUCCUGGCGGAGCACGAUGAGCGGGACGGUUGAUUUCGAUCUUGGCUCGCUUUCUGCAAACCAGCAGGAGGCUCUGCAGCAAUAUACCGAUGUGACCAGCCAGGAGGUUAAGGACGCAAUACCGUUACUGGAAAGGUCCCAAUGGAACAUUGCGAUUGCCAAAUUCUUUGAUGGGGAAGCCCCUGACCCGCUUGCCGAAGCUCAGGCUGCGCACGAUAGUAUCCCUCGCACGGCUGCCAGGCAUGAGACCCUUCACGAGAGCUUCCUAGAGGCUGACAGCCGGCCGUAUCGCCCGCAAAGGCGGCCCCAGACGGAGCCUGCGCCGCGGGUAGUGCCUCAACCUUCUGUGCUAUAUCGGACACCAUUCCUGGUGGCGAUUCUCUUCGCCCCGUUUCAAAUGGGGUACAAGAUUCUUGGCGGCAUCUUCAGGUCGCUCCUUUACUUCUUUUCCUUUCUGCCCAGGUCGAUCUGGCCACGGGUAGUGCCCUCAUCCAUUCGCAAAGGCUUGAGGCAGACGAGCGGCCGGAGGGUGACGCUACCGAAGGAGACAGUACGAAGGUUCAAACGCGACUUUGAGGAGGAGUACGGUGCGCAUGGGCUUCCCUUCUAUGAAGGGGGGCAUGCUCAGGCAUUGGAUGCGGCGAAGAAGGACCUCAAAUUCCUGCUGAUGGUGCUAAUAUCACCUGAGCACGACGACACUGACUCCUUCGUCCGGAACACCCUCCUGUCGCCCCAAGUUGUGAACUUCGUGAACGAUCCCGCCAACAACAUCAUCUUGUGGGGAGGCAAUGUGCUAGACUCGGAGGCAUAUCAGGUAGCCAGAGAGUAUGGUUGCCUAAAGUACCCUUUUUCAUGUUUGGUCUGCCUCACUCCCAAGGAGGGCAGCACUCGGAUGGGGAUUGUCAAGCGGCUUGUGGGGCCCAUGACACCGGAUGCAUAUAUAACGGGCAUCCAGAACGCACUCACCAAACAUGGCCCCGAUUUGAACGCUGUCCGCGCAGAGCGGACUGCUCAAGAAGUCGCGCGUAAUCUGCGAUCUCAGCAGGAUUCAGCGUAUGAGAGAUCCCUCGCCCUCGACCGGGAGAGGGCACGCCAGAAACGGGAGGCCGCAGCGGCAGCAGCGGCAGCAGAGAAGCGUGCACAGGAGGAAGCCGAGGCAGCAGCUCGGCAUCAGAAGUUGCGGCAACAGUGGAGAAAGUGGCGGGCAACGACGGUAGCUCCAGAGCCCGAUGCAAGCGUCAAGGAUGCGGUUCGUUUGGCCAUCACCAUGCCCGUUUCGUCCGGCGGCGGGAGAGUAAUCCGGAGAUUUAACAGCCAGACGACCCUGGAGGAACUCUAUGCCUUUGUGGAAUGCUACGAUCUAUUACAGGAAGGACUCAGCGACGAAAAGGUGGGAAAGCCAGCGGACUACGAGCACAAGUACGCAUUCCACAUCGCAUCGGUUAUGCCACGUGAGACGUUCGAGCCCAGCGAGACCACAACGAUUGCAGAGAAGAUGGGGAGGGGCGGCAGUCUCGUGGUUGAGGACAUAAGCCUUGACGAUCAAGCGCAGGAUGAAUAGAGCGUGUUGCUGGGUGCUGAUGUCUUGGAUCAUGUCAAGAACUGCUUAGCACAGUCUGGAAUUGUACCUGCAGGGCCCCAG